Molecule: messenger RNA, 1141 nt
Organism: Heterocephalus glaber (naked mole-rat)
Lineage: Eukaryota; Metazoa; Chordata; Mammalia; Rodentia; Bathyergidae
Gene: Lsm1
Product: LSM1 homolog, mRNA degradation associated
Biological process (GO): deadenylation-dependent decapping of nuclear-transcribed mRNA
Cellular component (GO): P-body; Lsm1-7-Pat1 complex
Molecular function (GO): mRNA binding
Source: RefSeq, a predicted model, not a curated record
CCUCCCAGCGAAGCCGGGGCAGCCCCUUCUCGGGCGGGCGCCUCUUCUGAGGGAGCUCGUCAAAGGAACUCUGGCCGGCGCUGUGCUCUGCACUGAGUGCCGAGCAUCCGCGCUGACAGCCUCCGCCCCUGUUCCGCCCCUUGCUCUCCACGCCAGUCCUCGGGCUGAGGAGCGCACGCUGUGGGAUUCAUUCUUGUAGCCGAGGCCAGAACUCGAAAAUGACCCAGCAGACUUCUCUCGCGUCCACUGUCUCCCGUCUGCGAUAUUUUGAAGUAUCAGUACAUACAGGAAGAAUUCAUCCAAAAAAAAAAAAAAAACCCACGAAAACAUUACGACAACAGCAGUUGGAUUUAAUUAGCGAUGAACAAAAACAUUUGGUCCUGCUUCGAGAUGGAAGGACACUUAUAGGCUUUUUAAGAAGCAUUGAUCAAUUUGCUAACUUAGUGCUACAUCAGACUGUGGAGCGUAUUCAUGUGGGGAAAAAAUACGGUGAUAUUCCUCGAGGGAUUUUUGUGGUCAGAGGAGAAAAUGUGGUCCUACUAGGAGAAAUAGACUUGGAGAAGGAGAGCGACACGCCCCUCCAGCAAGUGUCCAUUGAGGAGAUCCUGGAAGAGCAGAGGGUGGAGCAGCAGACCAAGCUGGAAGCAGAGAAGCUGAAAGUCCAGGCCUUGAAGGAUCGGGGUCUUUCCAUUCCUCGAGCAGAUACUCUUGAUGAGUAUUAGGGCUUGGAGAGUUAGGGCUGUCUCUGAAAGAAGAUGACAUCCUGGUCACUUCCACAUUUGGCCAGAAAAUUAGUUUGGUCAUUUUUAUUUUUUUUAUUUAUUCUUUUUUUUGGUACCGGGGAUCAAACUCGAGUCCUUGCGCUUGCAAGGCAGGCGGCAGAACCACUGAGCUAAAUCCCCGACCCGGUCAUUUUUAUUUUUAAUUCUUUCACAUAUGCAACAUGAAGAUAUCAUAUGGAAUUCUGUUUUGUGGUUUGAAAUAGCAAAAACAUUGUUCAAAGGAAAAAAAAAGUGGCAUGGACUCCAUGCUCACUGUGGAGCCAGCACCUGCGUCUUUGUAUUGUUUUUCUUAUUCCCAAUUAGAAGUUACAAAGGACAUUCUUCAUUUUCUUGUAAAUAAAAUAUGAACCUCAAAACUA